AUGGCCGAAACAAAAGAGACGUCCCAUUUAAAUAAUUUACCCUAUGAUGAGAGCGAAGAAGACUACCAUGAAUUUGAGGAGUACGACGAGGUCACUAAACCGACUACUCGUCCCUUCUAUAAACGUCGCAAGUACUGGAUCUUCUGCGCCAUCAUAACGGUGAUCACCGUGGCCGUGGCAGUACCCAUAGCUCUCUUUGUCAUUUUGCCAAAGAUUGCUCAGGUCAUUCUGAAUCACUCGACUAUGUCUUUUAACAGCAUUCAAAUUACAAAUCCCACGAAUCAAUCGAUGGACAUGACAAUGGAUGGUGUUCUCGGUAAUACUGGUCCCUUCUCAGCCACUAUCAAAUUCCCGGAACCCAUUCAGGUGUACUACAACGACGUUAUGCUUGGCUCUAUGAAUCUUCCUGACACUAAGGCCAGUGGUGGUAAAGGAACACUGCAAGCUCAGGCUGCUUUCAAUAUCAACGAUGAAGCUGCCUUCGGAAGUUUCUCUGCCGAUAUGUUGAACCAACCAACAUUCACAUGGGUUCUCAAGUCGAAGGUCACUAUUGUAGCCCUUGGCCGCACCGUAAGCAACCUCAACUUGGAUAAGGCUCUUGAACUUAAUGGCAUGGGCGGCUUCCCAGACGUCAAGAUCCUCAAAUUUGAUCUUCCUUCAGAUGCAGCGCCUGGGCAGGGUAUCAAUCUGGUUAUUGACACAGCCAUGAAUAACCCCUCUCCCAUCGGAGUUAUGCUUGGAACCAUUGUCCUCGAUAUUUCCUACAAUGGUACGCAGCUUGGUCAAGUCAAGGCCACUAAUGCCAACUUGCUUGGCCGUAGUGAGUCUGUACUCAACCUGACUGGUGUCAUGAUUCCCCAGACAACGCCCGAGGGCCUUGCAACUGUUAGCUCGCUGUUUUCUGCCUACAUUGCUGGUCAGACCUCUCUAACUUCGGCUAAAGGUGUCUCGGUUCUACCGGAUGGGGUCAAUGAAGUCAGUUGGCUCUCAGUUGGCCUUAAGUCCAUGACGCUCAAGGUCCCACUUAGCACCCCUGCUCCAUUGAACAUUAUCAAGUCCAUCUCUCUUGGACCUAUGGGUAUGAACUGGACCAAUACUGAUGCGUACGCGCCAUUGGCCAACUCUCCAGGGGUUGUCGCUGGGUUUGAAAUGCCUUUCGGCUUCUCUUUGAAUGUCACUCAGGUCCAGAACAACAUGACUGUCAUCUAUAACAAUAAGAAUCUAGCCACCCUAAACUCGGCUCAAUGGGGCCCCGCUACAACCACGAAGGAUGCAAAUGGCACUGCCAUUAACUUUGCACUUCCCCCUACUCCUUUUGCUAUUGAGGCUGAUGCCCACGGUGACUUUGACACCUUUGUUAACAAGUUGACUAUCGGAUCAGGUGAAGCUUUCACUGUCUCUGGUUUUGCUGGCACUAUCGCUAUGACGCCUAUCGGUGAAGUUCGCAUCAUGGGUAUCCCUUUCAAGUCUGAUGUCUCUUUGACCGGUCUUCAAGGUCUGAAGACCGAGCCCACUGUUAUCAACAGUCUGACAGUCAUUGGCGGUGUCCCCGAAGGUCUCCAAAUUGCUCUGAAUUUGACAAUGGUCAAUCCUAGCCUACUAUCCAUCGAUACUGGUGUCGGCGAUAGCGCUGUCGUCACGUUCGCUAUGCAGUACGAGGGCGACAACGUUGGAACUGUCAUCUUCCCCAGCUUGAGCCUGGUCCCGGGCCAGAAUCUCCGCACUGCUGGCGCUCUGUUUACUCCCACUGGCACACAAGGGGGCCAGGCCUUAUUGCAGAAGUACAUGUCGAACCAGCCUGGCGUUGUCGACAUUUUUGGUUCAAGUUCAUCGUCUGCCAUCGGCCCCCUCGCAGCUGGUCUGAAAGAUGUGCAGCUUCAGUCUACUAUGCCAGGAAAUCCAGCUCAGCUGCUCUUGAGCACUGCGUUGACUAUUCUCGAUGACACUGGCAAGACUGGUAUCGCUAUGGCUACCGUUACCAUCAAUAACCCAUUUGUUCCAGGUUUGACUAUUAAAUCAAUCAAGUCGACGGUCCAGUAUAAAGGCCGCAAUCUUGGAGCCAUAGAUCUGCCUUCAACCACUAUCCAAGUCCCCGGUAUGACCCAACAGGCUUCCCAGCCCCUUCCAUUAUCCAUGGAUCUCUCGAUCGACUCGUUACUCAGUUUGAUGAUUGAUCAGGCCAACGCCAAUAACCUGAACGCAGAACCUAUUAUCACAUUGGGCAAAAUGGCAAAGGAUCCCACUCUCAAGGUCUCAUCAUCUGUCUUCGCUGGCUUUAACCUGCCCACAUUCGUCAAGGCUGCUAUGGCUGGCCUCAAGGUCGAUGUUUCCAUGACAGUCGAUGUGAUGGUCGGCGAAUAUCCAACUUCGCUCACCUUGACUCAAAAUGGCGUCCCAACCCUUACCGACGACACUAUCAUGAAGCUUCUCCCCAUUGUUGGAACCCCUAUUGCUCAAGCUAUCGUCGAUCAGGCUACGCUCAGCUUUACCAGCGUCAUGAUCAACAGCCCUGCAGAGACUGAUUUCACGACUAAUAUUAACGGCCUUAUUGCUAAUGCCGGACCCUUUGAUUCUGAGAUUUCUUUCCCAAGUGGAUCUUCGGUCGCCUGGUUGAACAACGGAGCCGAGUCUCCUAUUGGUCAGAUUGCUAUGCCCACUGUCUCCGCAAAGGCUGAUGUGGGAGCUAAGCUUGCGUUGACUAAUGUCCCCUUCCGCGUUGCUAGUGCUGAUAACAUGGGUAAUUUUGUCAGCUACUCUUUGAAAGCCGAAUCCUUCGAGUGGUCUGUUGUUGCUAACAACAUGACUGUCACUGCCAUGGGCGCGCCUAUUCCCAAUAUCAACAUGAAGAAGACUGUAACCCUUAAGGGCUUCAAUGGUCUCCAGGGCUUGGAGAUUCAGAAAUAUGAUCUUCCCUCUAAUGACCCCAAUGGUAUCCAUUUGGUCCUCCAAGCCACGCUUCCUAACCCCUCAAACGUCGGUAUUGAGAUGGGUACUGUUGUCUUCGAGAACAUCUUCCAGGGUCAGGAAAUCGGUUUUGUUCAGACUUCUGGUCUCAAACUCUUGCCUGAUGCUCUUACACCUAUUGCUAUGGAGGGUACCUUGACCAAACAGACCUCUGAAGCCGGCCUUAACGCGCUUGGCGAUUUGUUCCGUUUGGCUUUGAACGGUGGGGCUCCCAACUUGAUUGUCAAGGGCAAAUCUGUCACGCCUGCCAGUGGUCCUGUCUCAUGGCUGAGCUCGGCUUUUUCGUCCUUGACAAUGAAUGUCACUCUUCCAAGCCUAGGCAAACAGGAUAUUAUUACAGGAAUUACGCUCAAAACUAUGACUUUGGACUUCACUGGUGGUAACCCAUACCGAGUGAUGACCUCUUCGGACAACAUUGAGGCUACAUUCAAGAUCCCCUUCUCUUUCCCUCUGAGCAUUACCCAGGUUGCUGAAGAUGUGAACAUUCAGCUGCCCAAGGGCAGAAACGUUGCAAACUUGAAGCUCCCUCUUGGAGCCGCUCAGACAGUUUCACCUGGUCUCCUCCGAACCGCCUAUGAGAACCAGCCCUUGGUUGUCAAUGAUGAUGCACAUGAGGCGUUCAAUAGCUUUUCUAAAGUCUUGACGACAGGGCCUGGAAUCCAGUUCUUCUUGGAGGGUACUGCCGACACUGUUGCCGAGACUGCUGCUGGCCAAGUCAAGAUCCCCGGUGUGAGUGUUAACGUAGCCUCAUCCUUAGCAGGUAUGGACUUGAACACUGGUGGCGCGCAGAUCACUGACAUUCGAGUCACUGGCGGCACAUCUCAAUACCUCGAGAUCAAUCAGAAUGUCGUCCUUCAGAAUCCCUCAGGGUUGACGGUCAAAGUUGGUGAUGUCAGCUUUGAUAUCUCCUACUCUGGUAACAAUAUGGGCCGUGCAGUUGUAAAGGAUAUGGCCUUAGCUCCCGGCCUCAAUACUCUGCCAGCUGUCUUCCAGCUGCAACCAUCCAACGCUCAAGUCCGUGAUGGAUUCUUGAGUGGGUUCGUUUCGGGCGCAACAUUCCAAUUGGACAUUGCAGGCUCAGCCGAAUCCACUAAAGUAGAGUCACUCAAGGAUGCUAUGGCUUCUGUCAAAAUGUUGUCGACCAUCAAGGGUAUCACUGACAAGCUUAUCGCUCCUGGAAGUACUUCCCAGCCAGAUAUAGGCAACAUGCUUCAGCCUUUUACCCCCCGCAAAACUCCUGUCCAGGUUAUGAUCUACAAUCCUUUUGAUGCUCCAUUGUACAUCAAGAGCAUGAAGGCCAUCACGACUUGGGAAGGUAAGACCUUUGGUGAGGUCAAUGAAGAAGUAGGCAUGACCAUUCCCGCCAAAGCGACAGUCCGUUCGCCUACCUUGACCAUGGUUUCGCCUUCAGGCCUCGGAUUUGCUGUUGAUACACUUGCCCCGUUCAUGGUAAGGUAUCCUCAGCUGCUCGUUGGUAAAGCUGCAGAUGUGCCCUUCACUAUUGAGUCAACCAUCGUGGCUCUUGUAGGCGGAUCGAGUGGAUAUGAGGGUAAUGUCCAGUACACCCAACCUGAUACUAUAAUCAAUGUCAAGAUCAACGGAGAAGUGCCAAAGGGCAACUUGCCGGGUGGCGAUACAGCGACAACUACCACCACAGCGGCUGAAGCUCCAACGCAGACGACGACGAAAGGCGAGCCUACUCUGCCUACCUCUGGAGCUCCAUCGCAGACUGAGAAGCCAGAGCCAGAACCAAAGCCUACCAAGGUCACGGAGCCUCCUACUGAGACCAAAAUUGAUAAGACCGCGGAGCCCGAGCCUACAAAAAAUCCGGAGUCGGAUCCCCGUAUCCCCAUUAUUAGCAAGCGCCAGCUAGACAUCCUCGAGGCUUUCCCCAAGGAGGCCACGCUUGAGAAUGUUGAGACAUGGAUCAAGGCAAUGGCGAACAGGAUCGCAUUGGAGGAGGGGCACGCUGCUCCUAAUGCUUAA
Messenger RNA from Lobosporangium transversale, 4950 nucleotides. RefSeq lists its product as hypothetical. The transcript has 4 exons. Gene Ontology annotation, cellular component: fungal-type vacuole membrane. The coding region runs from base 1 to 4950 and encodes 1649 amino acids. Lineage: Eukaryota; Fungi; Mortierellomycota; Mortierellomycetes; Mortierellales; Mortierellaceae. The record is from RefSeq and is a predicted model, not a curated record.